ACCCCUUGGCUAUUAAAAACUUGAAUCGAAACUUCAACUAGUUCAGACUGUCAGGGCGCCACCUGGGGGCUAAAGUCCAGAAUACAAGUGGCCACUUUUCCCCCCGAUGCUUGCGAUGAAAGACGGAAGUACUUCCGGUUUAUCUACCCCUAAUCCCCCACCGCCAGCUCAGGAGGUUAGACCAGCAGCUUCUGAUGGUAAUAACGGUAGCAGCAAUAAUUCAACGUCCAAAAAGAGAAAAAUAAACAGCUCCGAAAAGGAAGACUUUGAUUCCCUGUCUUCGUCUCCUCCCAAAAACAUCAGUGCGUCCUGCUCCUCCGGGUCUCCCACCUCUCACCACAUACAAAAGAAACUGAGGUUCGAGGACUCCGUGGAUUUCAUUGGGCUGAAUGUGAAAAUGGCUGAGGAGUCAUCUUCAUCAUCUGCAUCGUCCAGUAACAAGGCAAAAAACGCCUUUCUGGCCGCCGGGGUCGGACACCACGCUAACGGACUGACCAAAACCUCGACCGGUUCCGCCACCUUCUCCAACAGUAAACCCGGAGCUGCCAAGAAACUAGUGAUCAAGAACUUCAAAGAAAAGCCCAAAUUGCCAGAAAACUAUACCAACGAAACCUGGCAGAAACUGAAGGGGGCAGUGGAGGCCAUUCAGAACAGCACUUCAAUCAAGUAUAACCUAGAGGAGCUCUACCAGGCUGUUGAAAAUCUCUGCUCCCAUAAAAUUUCUGCAAAUCUUUAUAAGCAGUUGAGGGUAGUGUGUGAAGACCACAUUAAGGCACAGAUCCAUCAGUUCAGAGAGGAUGCUCUGGACAGCGUCCUCUUCCUAAAGAAGAUCGAUAAGUGCUGGCAGGAUCACUGCAGACAAAUGAUCAUGAUUAGAAGUAUAUUCCUAUUUCUGGAUCGAACAUAUGUUUUACAAAAUUCAAUGCUGCCAUCCAUCUGGGAUAUGGGUCUGGAGCUGUUCAGGUCCUACAUAAUUAGUGAUCAGAAGGUCCAGAACAAGACGAUCGAUGGCAUCCUGCUGUUGAUUGAGAGAGAGCGAAAUGGGGAGGCCAUCGACCGGAGUUUGCUUCGGAGCCUCCUGAGCAUGCUGUCGGAUUUGCAGAUUUAUCAAGACUCAUUUGAGCAGCGGUUUUUGGAAGAGACUAACCGCCUGUAUGCUGCUGAAGGACAGAGACUGAUGCAAGAAAGAGAGGUCCCCGAGUACCUUCACCAUGUAAAUAAGCGUUUAGAAGAGGAGGCGGACAGAGUUAUCACGUAUUUAGACCAGAGCACACAAAAACCCCUUAUAGCCACUGUGGAAAAGCAGCUACUAGGUGAACAUCUAACAGCCACCCUUCAGAAAGGCCUGAACCACCUCCUGGACGAGAAUCGGAUCCAGGACCUGUCGCUGCUCUACCAGCUCUUCAGCCGGGUGCGCGGAGGCGUGCAGGUCCUGCUGCAGCACUGGAUCGAGUACAUCAAGGCCUUCGGAAGCACAAUCGUCAUCAACCCCGAGAAGGACAAGACGAUGGUCCAGGAGCUGUUGGAUUUCAAAGACAAGGUGGAUCACAUCAUCGACAUCUGCUUCCUGAAGAAUGAGAAGUUUGUCAACGCCAUGAAGGAAGCAUUUGAAACCUUUAUCAAUAAGAGGCCCAACAAACCAGCUGAGCUUAUCGCUAAAUAUGUGGAUUCGAAGCUCCGAGCGGGAAACAAGGAGGCUACAGACGAGGAAUUGGAAAAAAUGUUGGACAAAAUAAUGAUCAUCUUCAGGUUCAUUUAUGGCAAAGACGUAUUUGAGGCCUUCUACAAGAAGGACCUAGCGAAGCGCUUGCUGGUGGGGAAGAGUGCUUCUGUGGACGCGGAGAAGUCCAUGCUGUCCAAGCUCAAACACGAGUGCGGCGCUGCCUUCACCAGUAAACUGGAAGGGAUGUUCAAGGACAUGGAACUUUCGAAGGACAUCAUGGUGCAGUUCAAGCAGUAUAUGCAAUGUCAAAACAUACCUGGUAACAUUGAACUGACAGUGAAUAUUUUAACAAUGGGCUAUUGGCCAACCUACGUGCCUAUGGAAGUUCACCUGCCCCCAGAGAUGGUCAAACUGCAGGAGAUCUUUAAGACAUUUUACCUUGGGAAGCACAGCGGGAGGAAACUUCAGUGGCAGUCCACAUUAGGACACUGUGUACUAAAAGCUGAAUUUAAGGAGGGUAAAAAAGAGCUGCAGGUUUCACUGUUCCAGACGUUGGUGUUACUUAUGUUCAACGAAGGAGAGGAGUUCAGUUUGGAAGAUAUUAAGCAGGCAACUGGAAUAGAGGACAGCGAGCUGCGGCGGACACUGCAGUCCCUGGCCUGCGGCAAGGCCAGAGUCCUCACCAAGACCCCCAAGAGCAAGGACGUGGAGGACGGAGACAAGUUCACCUGCAACGACGACUUCAGGCACAAGCUCUUCCGGAUAAAGAUCAACCAGAUCCAGAUGAAAGAGACGGUGGAGGAACAAGCCAGCACUACAGAGAGAGUAUUCCAGGACCGGCAGUACCAGAUCGAUGCUGCUAUCGUCAGGAUAAUGAAGAUGAGGAAGACCCUGAGCCACAACCUACUGGUGUCAGAGGUGUAUAACCAGCUCAAAUUCCCAGUCAAGCCGGCUGACUUGAAGAAGAGAAUAGAGUCGCUAAUUGACAGGGACUAUAUGGAACGUGACAAGGAGAACCCCAACCAGUACAACUACGUGGCGUAGAGGAGAUUUCGCGCGCUGUCAGCUGCUCUGAGCACUUGGCCUCGUAUCCCAGGCUCCAGUGGACGUCACUAUCACCCUGUUGAACCCAGCGACCGACAACAGAAUGGAUGUGGCCCCUGUUAAACACAACGUGCUCUGGGGACUGUUUUCCUGCGGACUGCAUGCCCAUUAAAGAGAAUAUUAUCCAUUUUCAGAAUGCUGGUCAAUGAGAAGCAAAGGUCACCGUGGAUAACGAGACAAAACAUGGGGUUUGGAUGAGUAUAUUAAAUUGCUUUUAUAAAAGAAAACAGUAUUUAUUUUGAAACCUACAUUUUGUCCAUUAUAUGUUUAUGGCAUCCUAGUUCUUUUUUUUUUCCUUUUUUAAAUCACUUUUUACUUUUCUUUCGCUGUGUUUGCCCCAUGCAGGAGACUUUCGACACAGAUUCUGUAUGAAAGCCCAGUAAACUAAAGCCUGUUGGUUCAGCCAGCACAGUUUUAGGUACCCGUUUGUAGUCGGGCAGACAGAUGCUGACAAAGCAAUUUCAUUCUACCGUUUUUUACCCUUUUCUCGCCAAGUCCAUACGUUUUCCAGAGCAGAAUGAUUUUUCCUUUUUCAGAUCUUAGUUUUGACUGCAAAGAAUUCUGAAGAUCACUGCAUUUUUUCAGUACAGUCACAAGAGCAAGAGAAGAAAUUGUAGUUAAAGAGGAUAAACUAUUUCGAAGAGUAAGGUGCCAAAAAAGACAGCACUUCACCUGUAUUGGAUUUUUUUGAUGCUGCUAAACAUGGUUACUUAUUCAUGCAUAUUAAAACUUUUUUUGGAUGUUGGAUUUCCAUUUCGACAUUUUAAAGUUUUUGUGUGUAUAUGCAAAACUGUCUAGAAGUUGUUCUUUUUUCUGAGAUUUAAAGAACAAAGUACGACCCGAACUCUGCAUUUACAAAAACAGGUCUGUUUUAAAUAUAAGAGCUGUUAAAAAAGUUAAAGUAUAUGUGCUUUUCCUCAUUAAUGUUCACGUGUGUUUUUUUUGCCUAAACGCUGUUCAUUACCCAGGGCUGUAUUUAAAAGUCCUUAUCUUUAUUAUUUCACAGAUUCUUUGGGAUUUUAGAAUUAUAACACUGAUAGUGCAGUUUAGUCCCACAGGGUUCUAUAGGCUGAAUAAAGUGCUCACUGCAGUCCACUGUAUGUUAGCAAGUGGACUGAUAGAACCAUUUAUUUGUGAUAGCUGUGAGGUUACUGGUGUACAAUAUGCAGGACCUGACUGCUGUCUACAUUUGAGUUCAUUAAUAUAUUUUUUUUAUUGCUACAACAGAUUAAACAACAAAAGCGUUCAAAUAUUUUGUUUUGUUUUAUUCUUAAUUGUGUAUUCCCGGAACCCAAGUCUGUAAAAGCAGAAAGAUCUGUUUUUUUUUGUUUGUCCAAAGCAGAUUGCCUGAUUCUGACUUCAGGUUAUUUUUUAAGCUUUUGAAACUUGCUGUUAGCUGUAGGUUGUUACAGUUUUCAAGGCACACUCAGCGGCUUUAUGAGCUGCUCCUUUUGUGCUGAUGCGAAAAGACCUGUGUGAUGUCCAGAUGUUUAGACUCUGCAUUGUCAUUUUGCAGUGGCUCUUUGCUGGAGUUUCUUCAAUUGAACUUGACUCUUAAGCUUUGGUUUUCAAAAGUGAAAGAAAAUUGCCCUGUUUGAAUUAUGCGUGUCACCAUUAGGAAGCAGAACUGCUAAAAUUACUGCUACAGCCCAUAGGAAGUGUAAUGCAAUCUUUUGACUGCUGUUGCAAAAGUGCAUGCCUUCAGAUCACAAGAGCAAGAAGAGCCGAGCGUUGAACCAGAUGAGGAUGUGACACAUUGCUCUAUUUACUGAACAGAAGUUCUUUAAACUUCAGAUCUCUUGCUUUGUUUCUAUAAAUAUAGUGAAGAAAAUCAUUGUUAAGGAAGGAUUCAUGUGUUUUAAUCUGUGUUUUUUUGGGGGGGAUGUUAUUACUUGGUUGUUUGAGUACAUUUGAAGUGGUUCCCAAUUUAAUUUUGGAUCAGUAGUAGCAAUAAAAAUUCUAAAUAGGUUUUCAGAAUAAGUGCAGAGGCCAGUUAUGAUGCAUCCGUUAUAUCCUUUUCACAUUUAGUCUCUGGAGGAAAAGGUAUAGCAAAAACUUAUUCUUGGAAGUUCAGUGGUUUACCCAUGCCAUUUGGUAGCUAAGAUUUGUUAAUCUGUGUUUUGUUCAGGACGCAAAAGUCUCUUUAAUUCUAAAGUCGUGACAAGUUUCUGUUUAUAAAAUCUCAGGAAAACCAAAAACUUUACGCAAGUUAUUCAUCAUUCCUUGGCAGUAAAGACACCUUCAAUACUGUGUGUUGUGUCUCAUUGGAUAAUGUAACUGUGAAUAUACGUGGGUGAAAAGAUCAGACUGUCCUAGUGUUAAAAUACUAUGUAACUUGGUCGCGGUUGCAUUUUUGCUAGCACUACUAAUGAUUUACACGUUAGACUCCGGAUAUCCCAAGAUUUCUUUUACUGAAGCUGUGGUAAGGCAGGUUAUAUCUUCAGAAUGUGAUCACUACUUUACCUUUGGACAAUUUAUAAAAAAUCUCCCCUGCAAGUUGAAUUUGUAGUGUAUUUACUGGACCAGGCUUCACCUAAAUUUUAGACACUAAGAAUACUCUCUAUAGAACUUGAAUUUCCAGCAAUCUAGGAAUGCAUGGUUCUUCCCAGAGCUGUCCUGCAUCUCAGAUUCCGCAGCUGUAAACAAAGAUGGUGCCAAAAACAUCACACAGAAAAGGUAGCUUGUGGAUAUGCAAAACGCGUAUGUCGGAGAAAUAUCCUGGAAGACUUCUGUGCGUUCUUUUAACGAGAGACCCGUGCCAAGACAACACAGAACACUUGAGGAAAACGCAUCGCACAGAUACAGUCCUUCCCGAAACGCCAGCAGCAAGCCUUUGAGUGAAGAGAUGCUUGCAUAUAAAUCCACCAGAAAAGAUGGACUGUGUAUUCUCUAGAUUUUAACAAUUGGGUUAGAUGCCAUAAAGCAGAAAUAAAGGUUUUGAAGAGCACUGUUGAUAGAGCUGCUUGUGAUCUUCAGACAUUCCUUCUGCAUUCUAGAAAUCACCAUCCUCCUAGCCAUUACUGAAAAUGGGCACUGUAUUUCAGUUUCUGCAAAGCUAGGGCCUCUUCAAAGUUGGAAAUGUUUUGUCAUUUGGAUCCCACUUGUUUUAUUUUUAAAGCUGCACAUUUUAAAGUGAUGCUUAAAAAAAACAGACUAAAAUGAAAUGGGCAUGUGACAGUCUACAUCUUUACUAUAAAAGCCGUAAAACCUUUUUAAUACUUAAAAAAUGGGUGUCAAGGGUAUGUUAUAUACUGUAAAUAGAUGUUCCCUUGAAAGAAAAGAGUGAGAGUCUGUAUUCUAGUUUUUUGUGUCAUUCAAUAAAUAUUUGAAAAAUUA
Lepisosteus oculatus (spotted gar) is the source of this 6103-nucleotide messenger RNA. Lineage: Eukaryota; Metazoa; Chordata; Actinopteri; Semionotiformes; Lepisosteidae. The record is from RefSeq and is a predicted model, not a curated record.